CCAAGUCCAAUUCCUUUCGCCCUGUUCCCGCCAUCUUGGAGCAAAGCCAAAGAUUGCUUUGCUCUCUAUGCGAUUGACGGAUGUCAGACUUCCACGUGGGCCAGCGAGUUGAGUACUACAGCCCCUCGUUCUCCGAAUGGAUCGAGUGUAAAAUCGCCUUGAUCCGGCCGGAUGGCAAGCUGAAGCUGGAGCACACGGAUGGCAGCGGAGUGCUCAAGGAAGCCGCCGAGCCCUCCCGUGUGCGCCAGAAGCCGGGCGCCGCAAAGGCUCCAGCCACUUCAAAGAGUAUGCCACCUCCGGCGCCGGCGGCGCCGAUGGCAAAGAAACCUGUAAUCCCAGCAGCCAAGAAGGCGUCCAGCGCCUGUUCUUCACCAACACCUGGGGAUGCGACGCCUAGUCAUCGCCCUGCCUCGGGGCAUAAGGCCCCACCUUCGAGGCCAUCCAAGGGGAUCGUGAAAGACGUGGCAAGCGACGACAAGAUGUAUGUGGGCGACCGGGUGAAGUUGAAGGGUCCACCUGUUCGGCAUGGCGAGGUGAUGUACAUCGGUCCUGCGGCUUUCGCUGGAGGAGAGACCGUGGUAGGCAUCAAGCUGGACGAGAAACGCAGCACCAGCGACUGCGAUGGCAUGUACAAGAACGAGAGAUUCUUCCGGUGUCAGCCUGGACAUGGAAUUUACCAGGCUUUGGAGGAGGUGGAGCUGGUGCCUCCAGAACUGGCCGACGAGGACGUGCGGAUGUUGCCCAUGUCGGAGGCACCGGACACCGAGCAGUUCGACCUGGAGGCGGAGCUGGAGCUGCUCGUGGGGCUCAAGGAGGUAAAGGAGUCCAUCCGCCAUGCGCGGAACUUCAUCGAAGUCCAGAAGCGCCGCAGCAGCGUCACAGGGGACACUUCGGCGCGGCCGCUGCACUUUGCCUUCAUGCAGGGCACAGCAGGCUCUGGUGCAGGGAAAGUGGCCCAAGUUCUGGGUGGGAUGCUGGCGAAGUUUGGUGUUUUAUCUUCUGGCCAUACCUUGGAGGUGACCCGCAAGGAUCUCCUUGCUGGCUGUACUGGCGGCGAUGUGGAUGCGAAGAUGAAGAAAGUGGUCCGUGCUGCCGAGGGCGGCGUACUGCUCGUGCAGGGAGCUGACUGCCUCAAAGACACCGAGAAGUCCUCGGACCGCCUGGGGGAGGAGGCGCUGCAGUCAGUGACAAAGCUCUUAGAGACCGUGGCGAUACCCUGCGAGUGGCCACAGAGGCUAUGCCUGGUGCUUGCGGGACGUCGAAGCCAGCUGGGGCAGCUUCUGGAGACGCCCGGCGUUGGCAGCUGCAUCUUUGCACGCCUGGAGUUUUCUGAUCUCACAGCGGCUGAAGUGGCCCAGAUUCUGAGACAUUUGGUGAAGACACACAGUUUUCAGCUGAGCCAUGAGCUCACCGAUGAGAGGCUGGAGAGCUUGGUCCGGCGCCGCAUGGCGCGGGCUGGGGGCGACGGUGCCAAGAACGUGCGCUUAGCCAAGGCGAUGCUGGAAGAAGCGGUCAGCAGACAAACCGAUCGUGUUUGGGCCAAGGAAACCCUGUCCUUCACUGGCCUCACUGCACUGGUCGAACAGGAUUUCGUCGAUAAGAACAAAGAGAUGGACGAAGCAGCGCAGGCUGCGCUGAAGCGACUGGACGCCAUCGUGGGGCUGAAACCCGUGAAAGAGUUUGUGAGAUCUCUCUAUGCCACCCUCCUCAUGGAGCAGCGCAAAAGGGAGAUGGGCCUAGAAACUGCAGGUGGAAGCCCCACAUUGCACAUGGUCUUUCAGGGCAAUCCUGGCACUGGGAAGACCACAGUGGCGCGGGUGGUGGCUGACUUGCUCAAGGCUUUGGGUAUGCUCCGGACCGGACACCUCGUAGAGGCCGACCGUGCAGCCCUGGUGGCAGGCUAUAGCGGCCAGACAGCUUUGAAGACCAAGGCUGUUGUGGAAUCCGCGUUGGGUGGUGUGCUGUUCAUUGAUGAGGCCUAUGCCUUGGUGGGAGAUGAAGGCCACGAUUCCUUUGGACGGGAGGCCUUGGACACGCUCAUCAAGUUGGUCGAGGACUUUCGACAAGACCUGGUGGUCAUCCUUGCUGGCUAUAGCUCUGAGAUGGCGCGACUGAUUGAAGCCAAUCCUGGUUUGCGCUCUCGCUUCCCAACGGUCAUUGAAUUUGAUGACUACACUUGCGAGGAGUUGAUGGAAAUCGCUGAUGGCAUGCUCCUGCAGGACAUUCUUACCUUAUCGGAUCAUUCCGCCAGCGAGCGGCUGAAAGGUUUGUUGCAGAAGACUGUGCCAAAGCCUGGAAAGAAGAGCGAUCGACAAGCAGGGAAUGGGCGUGCUGUGCGCAAUAUCCUCGAGAGGGCCAAGCGAAAUCAGGCUUUGCGCCUGCAGCAAGAAGCUGCAGCUGGCAAAGUGCAUACCCAGACGGAUAUGUUGCAACUCAUCGCUCAAGACUUCGAUGGGUGUGAUACAUAAUGAAUUUCCAGAUGCAAAACAUUGAAGAUACAUUAAAUGUAAUUUGCAUGGUUUAAAGGGCAAUAACUCGGCAAAUACACAAAUAUUCACGUUUUGAAUAUGGAUUAUAUAUAUAUAUAUAGUGGUGCGUGUGUGUGUGUGUGUGUUGUGAGAAUGAUGGGUGAGUUUCGGCAGAAUGUUG
Messenger RNA from Durusdinium trenchii, 2649 nucleotides. The record is from the annotation of a GenBank genome assembly. NCBI's taxonomy places the organism in Eukaryota, Dinophyceae, Suessiales, Symbiodiniaceae.